AUGCCCAGCACAGCCGGCAGCGCUGCUAGCGUCGGAGCUUUGAUCAACAGCGCCGGCAGCAGCGCCAGCGUCAUGGGCAUCGGUGCGGGCGGCGGCAGUGGCGUGGGCACAGGUGUGGCUGCUGCUGCCGCUGCCGAGGUGGGAGCCGGUGCUGCAGCCGCCGCCUCAGCGGGCACCCUGAUAGCGCAGAGCACGGCGGGUACGAGCGCCGCCAGCGGCACGAUCACGUGGGACAACAACGGCACCCUGCGCUCCAUUAAUCCCGGUGACUGGUCCAUCGAGCAGUGCCUCAACUGGCAGCAGCCGCACCACCUCUACUUUCAGCUCGGCUGGGCCUUCCUCUUUCUGGCCUUCCUGGCCCCUCACGGCCCCUUCGGCUCGCUGUGGAUGCGGGCGAUGCUGCUGAUCGGCUGCAUCAUGAUGGGGAUGUACGGCUAUCUGGUGGAGUGCACCCCGGAUGUGGUCCUCUGGUCAGGCCUUGGCAUCGGCGUCAAUUUCAUCUAUCUCAUUGUGGUGCUCUGUCGACUGCGACCCGUGCGCUUUGAGCAGGAGAUUGAGGCGGUAUACAUGGCCCUGUUCCAGCCGCUGCAUGUGACGCGACAUCAGUUCAAAAAGGUGCUUAACUGCAUGAAGGUGAUACGUGCCCUGAAGUACCAGGAGGUCUAUGCCCAGGAGAAGGUCACCAAGGUCGAUAGCCUGUCGCUGGUGCUGAGUGGCAAGUUGGUCGUGUCGCAGCAUCAGAGGGCAUUGCAUAUUGUGUUUCCCCAUCAGUUCCUAGACUCGCCGGAAUGGUUUGGCGUAUCGACAGAUGAUUACUUUCAGGUCUCCAUUAUGGCCAUGGAGGAGUCCCGUGUGCUCAUCUGGCAUCGCGACAAGCUCAAAUUGUCAAUUAUGGCCGAGCCCUUCUUGCAGACCGUCUUUGAUCAUAUAUUGGGUCGGGAUGUUGUGAAGAAACUCAUGCAGGUCACACAGGUGAGCGAAUCGAUAGCCAGCAAUGGCUUCCUGCCAUCUGGGGGUUAUGCGGAGGAUGCCGAGGAUAAGCCGAUGCUCAUACUGAAGAAGAGCGUGGAUGUGGGCCAUGGACUGACGGCGCUGAUUAAUCGACAGCUGCAGGCCCUGCCCAGGAUAUCGAAGUACUACGAUUGCGCUGGUGAUCCAAACUCCUGGCGACUGGGACGGAUCGAUGAGACUGACCACGAGACGGCCGUGUGAGAGAGAGGAUCAGUGCGCAGGAGGAGGAAGAGGAGUGAAAUGUUUAGACUUGUGUUUUUGAGUAUUAUUAGAUGUAUAUUUUAGGUAAUACUAAAAAGAGAGCCCCUUGCUAACCGCAGAAAACCGAAAACAAGAAACAAAAAUUACAAUACUUCUAAGGAAACCAAAUGCCAUGCGUCGUUAUACAGAUACAGAAACAGAUAUACAUAUAUAUAUAUAUAUAUAUAUAUGUAUACUGUAAGAGAUACUAUCAAUCUUGUUAUGGGUAUUUCUAUGGAAAUGCUGGCGUGCCAUGCUGGUUUUUUUCUCUUCAAAUUUUCUUUUGUCAAUGAGCUUUAAUAAGUGAUUAGUUGAUUUUCUAAGAACAUCGAAUUUAAAUAGAUUUUUUAUUGCUAGU
Messenger RNA from Drosophila persimilis, 1609 nucleotides. RefSeq names its product blood vessel epicardial substance (gene bves). Lineage: Eukaryota; Metazoa; Arthropoda; Insecta; Diptera; Drosophilidae. The record is from RefSeq and is a predicted model, not a curated record. The transcript is spliced from 7 exons. Bases 1 to 1212 code for a protein of 403 amino acids. Gene Ontology annotation, molecular function: cAMP binding. Gene Ontology annotation, cellular component: sarcolemma.